AUGGCGCCAGUCGUUCGGGCUCGCCUGGGGGAAGUGGAAGACAGCACACUCACCCAAUUUGCUACGCGCGCCGUUUGCGUGGAGAAUCCGUCUUUACUUGGCAGCUUACUCCUAUGCUUUGCCAUGAGUACAGGCGAUUACAGCCGGUACCUUGGCCCAGUGGAGCGUUGGAUGCUCGCCGACAACUCCUGUACGACUCAUGAGUAUGAUUUUCAGUGCCUCAUGGGGUUAGGUCUCUGUCUGUUUAGUGCCCUCCAGCCGCGCCGUGCAUGGCUGGUCUAUCGCAAAGCCAAUGCCCUGCUGCAGUUAGCGGGGAUCCAUCGAUCGCACCAGCGAUCAGAAUCCCUAGAUCUGAUCUUUUGGCAGCUCUUUGGUGCCGAUCGCUGGGUCAGUCUACUCAUCGGACUCCCCUAUUCGGUACCUGACCAUGUGUGCUACCUGUCGAUUCCCCCUAUCAAUCAAUCGACCCCUGUCACCUUCCAUCACCGGCAUAUGGUUCUCUUAACCGGCCGAGUUAUUGACUGCCUGCAAUCCCCGGUGGGUUACUCAUUUAGUACUGUCGUCAGCGUGGACGAAGAGAUCGAUAAAGCGACAACGCAGCUUCCCCUGCACUAUUUGAGCAUGCCACAUAUCGCUGCAUGCCUUGACGCGGAUGAAAAAAGUGCCCGACUGUAUCGUAUCAUUGAGAUAUUUCAGCUGAAAACCUUCUUAUACCUUCCUCUCUUCUUGCAACAAUGUGAUCGACACAAGGAGUUGGUCCAGAGUCAGAACUCGCGCCAUGGGCGAAAUGCCUGCCUCAGCAGUGCCCAGUCCCUGCUCGAGGCAUAUCUCGCUUUGUAUGACAUGCAACCUAACACUGCGGUCGUGGACAACAGCAUCAAAUUAACUAGCUUUACUGCGCUGGCCGCCGCUGUGGUCUUGUUCUUGAACAUUCUUGCUAGUUCCCAUCCUACCACGGAACCCAUAGCGGAUCCGACGAGGCCUCUGAUGCUGGAGUCUCACACAAUCCUCAUCAACCGAACUGUUGCGGCAUUCGAAGCAUGCUCUGAAGGCGAACCUCAGUCUCUGUGUAGACAGUGUUAUACUGCAUUAACGGAAUUGAUCUCCUGCAGCCGGAUAUUGGGCAAAGGCGAAAGUCGCGAAAUCACGGUCCCAUAUUUCGGCUUGGUGGAAAUCACCCGUGAGAAGCACGUUCCUCUGCACUCUCUGGGGAUUUUUGAAGAUGAUGGAGUCGAACAAGCAAAUUCAACGGUCAAUCCAACCGCGGCUGGGUUCGAUUUCGAUGAGCCGCAUGAUGAGGUCUUCUCUUCAUUGACCGUAGCUGACGAUAUAUUCUUCGCGUACCAUGGCCCCUGGGAGAGUCAUCCGCAAGAGUCAUGUUGGCCGAGUCAAUCUGUGGAAGCUGGUCUCGAUUCACCCAAUGUGGUUUUGGGUCAGUAUCUCACUCCAGAAUUCGGGCUUUGA
This is a messenger RNA of Penicillium crustosum, 1464 nucleotides long. Its product is annotated as fungal specific transcription factor domain-containing protein. NCBI's taxonomy places the organism in Eukaryota, Fungi, Ascomycota, Eurotiomycetes, Eurotiales, Aspergillaceae. The transcript has a single exon. Bases 1 to 1464 code for a protein of 487 amino acids. The record is from RefSeq and is a predicted model, not a curated record.